AUGGCGGUUCAGAUCCUCUCAGACUUGCAUUUAGAGGCUCCAAAAGCCUACGACGUCUUUAACAUCAUCCCAAAGGCACCUUAUUUAGCACUUCUUGGCGACAUCGGCAACGUCGCACUACACAAGGACGACUGCCUUGCCUUUCUCACUCGACAGCUCAACCAAUUCCGCGCUAGACGUUCGCAACAACGCUCGCUCGGGGACUUCAUCCUGCUCGAUCGUGCAGUCUAUCGGAUGCCAGACACCAACGUCGUCAUUCUUGGAUGCAGUCUGUUCUCUUCCAUCUCCGCUGAAAACCAAAUGGCUGUUAGUCUUGGGCUCAAUGAUUUCCUCGUUACUAACGAGUGGGAUGUCGACUCGCACAACGAAGCGCAUGAACGGGACAUUGCCUGGCUCAACACACAAGUUACUGAGCUUGAGCAGUCUGACGUGCGUAUUAUGAUAUUCACACAUUGGAGUCCAUCAAAGGAUGCCCGUGCGAUUGAUCCAAGGCACGCUGCAAGUUCGAUUACGAGCGCCUUUUCAACCGACUUGUCUGAGGAGAAAUGCUUCCAGAGUAAAAAGGUUAAAAUAUGGGCAUUUGGGCAUACGCACUAUAAUUGUGACUUUGUAGUUGAGCGGAAAGAAGGUGCCGGAUUAUUAAGGCUACUUGCGAACCAGAGGGGUUAUUACUUUGCCCAGGCUGACGGAUAUGAUGGAGGAAAGACAAUCGAUAUUAGGGAUAGUAUUUGA
Lachnellula hyalina is the source of this 732-nucleotide messenger RNA. RefSeq lists its product as uncharacterized. The record is from RefSeq and is a predicted model, not a curated record. The transcript is spliced from 2 exons. Bases 1 to 732 code for a protein of 243 amino acids. NCBI's taxonomy places the organism in Eukaryota, Fungi, Ascomycota, Leotiomycetes, Helotiales, Lachnaceae.